Messenger RNA from Pleuronectes platessa (European plaice), 1115 nucleotides. Its product is annotated as sarcoplasmic reticulum histidine-rich calcium-binding protein. Lineage: Eukaryota; Metazoa; Chordata; Actinopteri; Pleuronectiformes; Pleuronectidae. The record is from RefSeq and is a predicted model, not a curated record. Bases 341 to 1072 code for a protein of 243 amino acids. The transcript is spliced from 3 exons.
CAUUCAACCUCCCAAUCACUCACCUGCUGCUCCUCCAGCUGCCUCCUCCUGCGCUGUAGGAGGCGCUGCUGAGCGGCAGACUGUGAUCCAACAGACUGGUAUCGAGCCGCAGACUGAGUCUGGACAUGGUCCUGGUCUGGAGGGAGGAGACGACCUGCGGCUCCGAGUCCGACGACAAGUAGCUGGAGCUGGAGGAGAAAAGAAUCUAAAUUAUUCAAAUCCAAUAUCUACCAGCUGAAAUUGACAGAAAAUAAAACGACAGUUGACAAACAGAAGGAAGCAGUGAAGCUCAGCUCCUCGGGUUUGAUCAGCUGAUCAGACUCAGCGUAUUUACACCAUCAUGAUAAACACACAGGAAGCAGCCGAAUGGAACAGGACACACACAGAUCAGUCCAGCCCCAACUCUGCAGAUGAAACUGAUGGAGACACAGAGGACACCAGCGGGACAGGAAGGAGACACAGAGGACACCAGCGGGACAGGAAGGAGACACAGAUGACACCAGCGGGACAGGAAGGAGACACAGAGGACACCAGCGGGACAGGAAGGAGACACAGAGGACACCAGCAUGACAGGAAGGAGACACAGAGGACACCAGCGGGACAGGAAGGAGACACAGAGGACACCAGCGGGACAGGAAGGAGACACAGAGGACACCAGCGGGACAGGAAGGAGACACAGAGGACACCAGCGGGACAGGAAGGAGACACAGAGGACACCAGCGGGACAGGAAGGAGACACAGAGGACACCAGCGGGACAGGAAGGAGACACAGAGGACACCAGCGGGACAGGAACGAGACACAGAGGACACCAGCGGGACAGGAAGGAGACACAGAGGACACCAGCGGGACAGGAAGGAGACACAGAGGACACCAGCGGGACAGGAAGGAGACACAGAGGACACCAGCGGGAGAGGAAGGAGACACAGAGGACACCAGCGGGAGAGGAAGGAGACACAGAGGACACCAGCGGGACAGGAACUCACCACCAGCUGCAGGUGGGGACAGAAGUCUGAAGGGUUCACAGCAGAUUACCCAGCAUCCCUCACUGCCACACAAUUAGAGACUUUCUGAUCACUUCCCUGUUGUGUUUUUGAAUAAAGAACAAUGAACUAUA